This is a messenger RNA of Rotaria sordida, 1068 nucleotides long. Lineage: Eukaryota; Metazoa; Rotifera; Eurotatoria; Philodinida; Philodinidae. The record is from the annotation of a GenBank genome assembly.
AUGAGUUUUUAUCAACAAUUUGAAUUACUUUUGAACUUUGUUUAUCAUAGCACUGGUGAUCGUCUACAAAGAACACUCAUUGCUGAUCGAUCGGAUUUAACGGAUAAUAAUAACGAUCGAGGUUUGGAAUUACCUGCAUUUACAGAUGUAAAAAUAUUUAUUGAUUCAUUACUUAUUGGAUAUCAAACGAAUACAAAUAUUGAAUAUGAACUUGAAAGAACUCCUAUGAUUUGUACACCAUUUCGUAGAAAUUUAAUUUUUGAAAAUGGAUUAUCAAAUUUAAUAAAAACUUUCAUUGAUUUUAUCUUUCUUAUUCCGUGCUUUAUGCUUCUAACCAGUUUAAUUCAAGAGAAGAAUGCUAAAGUUAAAGAAAUCCUUAAAGUACUUGGAAUUGAAUCAAUUCUAAAUAAUUUUGCUCACGCAAUUCGCACAUUAAUUAUUUUUUGUCUUUUAACUCUGCUCUUAUGCAUUGUAUUGAAACAAAAACCAAAUGGAUAUUUUCUCACAGUUAAUUUUCUUAUUCUCUUUCUUGGUUAUUUAAUAUUCGGUUUACAAUUAAUUUCACUCUGUAUAAUGAUUGCACAAUUAUUUGAUAAAAAUAUUCGUGCAAAAUUAACUAUUGCUUUCAUUUAUGUUUUAUCAUUAUUUAUUUAUUCAUAUAUCAUUUUCUGGCCGACACCAAUACAAUAUUUAUUGAUAUUUUUCAGUCCUCAUAUUGCUGGAUAUUCACUUUUUCAGCAAGCAGUUUUACAUGAUUUAGCAAAAAAAGAUAUAUCAUUAUUUCAAACGAUUUAUCGUUAUGUACCAAUGUAUUUUCCAACAUUGAUUGUUAUGAUUUUUAGUUGUAUUUUUUACUGGUUACUCUCUUGGUAUUUAGAAAAAGUAUUUCCAGGUGAAUAUGGUAUUCCACUUGGUUGGAAUUUUCUCUUUAAACAAGAUUAUUGGCGUUCAGAAAAAUUUGAUCAUUAUACUGAAUCAUUACCUAAUCGUAAUGCAUUAUUUUCGAGAAGAAAUUCAACUGGUACAGCUAUUGUUCAUGUUAAUAAUCUUGUAAAAAAAUUUGGUCCA